CCGAGCCAGCUAACUAGUCCAUAUUAGGCUUAGACGCCGGUUGUCUGUGCUGAAUGACGGCCCGUCAGCAUUGACCACCUCCCUGCCAGGGCUGACUUCACCCGCAACAACUGAUGAGGCUCAGUCAGAAGGAAGUCGCGAUCUACCCAUGGAUGAUGGAUGGAUGCCUGACUCACCCACAUUGAUUUUUUCAAUCAAGUCGUCCUUGCCCGGGCGAGCUGAAAUGAGCCACAGAGCGGCCGCACGUCAGCGCGGGGUACCUCUGAAAAGUGCCCAAACUCGCCAGUUUUAACCCCCCGCAUCUCUCAAUCCCCGUCACACACUACUAGUACACUGUACGUACAAAGGCGGAACGGCACAAUGAGUGAUGCAAUGGACUCGGAUGCGCCCCGUGGCGCUAAGCGAAAAGCCGAUGCCCUUGACGACACGGCUAUUCCCCGACGGAUCAAGGCGCUUGAUCAAGAUGUCGUCAACAAGAUCGCCGCCGGGGAAAUCAUUGUUGCUCCGGUCCAUGCCUUGAAAGAAUUGAUUGAGAACGCCGUGGAUGCGGGCUCGACGUCCCUCGAAGUCCUGGUGAAGGAUGGGGGCCUGAAGUUGCUGCAGAUCACCGACAACGGCUCCGGCAUUGAUAAAGAAGACUUGCCAAUCCUGUGUGAGCGCUUCACCACGUCCAAGCUGCAGAAGUUUGAAGACCUCCAGUCCAUCGCCACCUAUGGGUUCCGAGGUGAGGCCCUGGCAAGCAUCAGCCACAUAGCCCACCUCACAGUCACCACGAAGACCCCCGAAUCGAACUGUGCGUGGCGGGCCUACUAUGACAGCGGGAAACUGGUGCCGGCCAAGCCAGGCCAGUCGCCUGACCCGAAACCUGUUGCCGGCCGGCAAGGCACUCAGAUCACAGUCGAGGAUCUGUUCUACAAUGUCCCCACCCGCCGGCGAGCCUUCCGGUCUCCCGCGGACGAGUACAACAAGAUUAUCGACAUGGUUGGUCGGUACGCCGUCCACUGCUCCAACGUCGCCUUUUCCUGCAAGAAGCACGGCGAGUCGUCGACAAGCAUUGCCGUCCAAGCCACUGCUUCAGGCCUCGACAGGAUACGGCAGAUUUACGGGGGCAGUGUUGCCAACGAACUCACCGAAUUCUCCACGUCCGACGACCGUUGGGCGUUCAAGGCCAAGGGGCUAGCAACCAACGCCAACUACAGUACCAAGAAAACCACCAUUCUAUUAUUCAUCAACCACCGGUGUGUUGAGUCAUCCAACAUCCGGAAAGCCAUCGAACAGACGUACUCGGCCUUUCUCCCCAAAAAUGGCCACCCUUUCGUGUACCUCAACCUAGAGAUCGAUCCUCACCGGGUGGAUGUCAAUGUCCACCCUACCAAGCGGGAGGUGAACUUCCUAAAUGAAGAUGAAAUCAUCCAAGCCAUCUGCGAGCAUAUCCGCUCGAAGCUGGCUGCAGUAGAUGCCAGUCGGACGUUCCUCACGCAGAGCCUGCUCCCGGGCGGCACAUGGUCUGGCCCUGCCCCCAGCCCCCACGACUCAGCAGCAGCGGCGGCCGCCCCCUCUAAGACAAGUGGCGGCCCCGCUCGCAAGACCCCAGUCCGGAACGAAAACAACCUCGUUCGGACCGACACCAACCUACGCAAGAUCACUAGCAUGCUGCCUCCCGCCGCCGCCGCCUCUGGUAGCGGUAGCGGUAGCGGUAGCGGCGGCGGUGGUCCGUUUCCCGACGCCCCAGCAGAUACUGACAUGAUCGAGUACGAGACGGUCGAUCGCGAGGCUACGGCCUGCCGCCUGAUCAGCAUCCGCGAGCUGCGCGCUGCGGUGCGAGAAGACAUGCACCACGAGCUGACCGAGAUCUUUGCCAACCACACUUUCGUCGGCGUCGUCGACGAGCGCCGCCGCCUCGCUGCCAUCCAGGGCGGCGUCAAGCUGUUCUUGGUCGACUACGGCCGUGUGUGCUUUGAGUACUUCUACCAGCUGGGCCUGACCGACUUUGGUAACUUUGGCGUCAUACGCUUCAGUCCGCCGCUAGAUUUGAAGGAGCUGCUCACCUUGGCUGCGCAGCAGGAGAAGGAUGCCGCCGCUGCGGAAGACGGUGGGAGUGAUGAAGAAUUUGACGUGUCUGAUAUCGUCGAACUAGUCGGCGAGCAGCUCAUAGAGCGGCGCGAGAUGCUGCUCGAGUAUUUCUCGCUCGAGAUUUCCCCCACCGGCGAGCUGCUCAGCAUCCCGCUACUCGUCAAGGGAUACAACCCCGCCCUCGUCAAACUCCCACGCUUUCUCCUGCGACUGGGCCCACACGUCAACUGGGGCGAGGAGAAGUCAUGCUUUGACGAUUUCCUCAAAGAGCUCGCUUCCUUCUACGUGCCUGAGCAGCUCCCCGCCACGCCCGGGAACGAAGAGGGCGCUGCUGCAGAGGAGGCGGACGUCGACGAGGAGAUCAAAACCCGCCGGAGCCAUGUGCGCAGGGCGCUCGAGCACGUGCUGUUUCCGGCCUUCAAGUCGAGGCUGGUGGCUACCAAGUCGCUGAUGCAGGGGGGGAUAUUGGAGGUUGCCAACCUGAAGGGGCUGUACCGCGUGUUUGAGCGGUGUUAAGGUGUACUUGCUUAGAUGUGAUGGAUUUAAUGUAGCAACAUGGACGUGUUGCUGGCUAAUGGGUUAGAUA
Molecule: messenger RNA, 2659 nt
Organism: Chaetomium fimeti
Lineage: Eukaryota; Fungi; Ascomycota; Sordariomycetes; Sordariales; Chaetomiaceae
Product: histidine kinase-like ATPase
Exons: 3
Coding region: 361-2589 (742 amino acids)
Biological process (GO): mismatch repair
Cellular component (GO): MutLalpha complex
Molecular function (GO): ATP hydrolysis activity; ATP-dependent DNA damage sensor activity; mismatched DNA binding
Source: RefSeq, a predicted model, not a curated record